UAUUGACAUAGCAACCAGGCGACAGAACCGCCAAGUUUUCCUCACUCCGUAUUUGUUUUACCUGUCUCUUUUGCGUUUAAACUACUUCGCUUCACUUUCGACUGCUGCCAUGAAUGGCACAGUGAUAAAAAAGACCCAGGACACGCUGGGUAAAGUGAUAAAGAAACCACCUCUCACGGAAAAACUGCUAAGCAAGCCGCCGUUUCGAUACCUACACGACAUCUUCAGUGAGGUCAUAAGGACCACAGGUUUCAUGAAAGGCUUGUAUGGAGAAAAUGAAAUGAAGUCAGAUAAUGUUAAGGAUAAGGACUCUAAGAUAGUCUUCCUACAGAAAGCAAUAGAUGUCGUGAUGCUGGUGAGUGGCGAGCCCCUGGCAGCAAAACCAGCACGCAUUGUUGCCGGCCAUGAGCCUGAGAAAACCAAUGAGCUGCUGCAGGCCAUGGCCAAGUGCUGCCUCAACAAGAUGUCUAGUGACGAUGCAGUGAAGCGAGUUCUUACAGGAGAAAAGGUAGACACGAAGACGAAGGCCAGCACCUCCAGGUCCCAGGACAAGGAAAAUAGGGAGGGACGUCAUCUGGACAGAGAGGAGAAGAAAAAGAUUACAGAGCGCAGCGGCAGCCGGGACCAGAAGGACCCAAACCAGUCCAAAGAGCAGGAGAGCCGACGAAGAGAUGUGGAGAAAGACCACCACCGUGACAGGGAGCGCCCUGACAAGCACCACCGCAGCGAACAGGACCCCCACGCCAAAGACCGCGACAAAGACAAGAGCCGCGAGCGGGAGCGAGACAGGGACAGAGACAAAGGACGAGCCAAGGACAGGGACAAGGAGAAGGACAGAGAGCGGGAUCGGGAAAGAGAAAAAGACAAGGAGAGAGACAAAGACAGAGAAAAGACGAGAGACAGGGAUUCUCACAGAGAUCGGGAAAGAGACAAACGAAGAGACAGGGACAAAGAGAGAGAGCGACACAAGGAGGGUGAAGAGAAAAACAAAAGUGGAGAGAGUGGCAAUAGCAAGGCCAGAGUAUCAGAGGAACCACAGCAAAAACCCAGCCCUGAAGAGCCCAGCAAAACAGCCAAACCUGUGCCAGCGCCUGCAGAAGCAGUUGAGAACCAGUCUGAUAGUCCAGCUAAAAUACCUCGGCCUUCAUCUGCCAAAGGGCAGAGGCGGAGACCCAAAAUUGGAGGUCAAGAUGAAUCUGACAGUGAUGGAGAUGGAGAUGCUCAGUUAGCCCAGAGAUCUGCCCCUGAGGAAAACGGAGACACUGCAGGCUCCUCAGUGCCAUCCGACAUGGCCUCCAGCAGCAGGCUAAUUCCACGGCCCAGCAGUGCUCGCCCAGCACCUCCUCGAGUCAAGAGACAGGAAAGUUGCACUGAUGUGACCCCAGCUGAGAGGUUGUCCAGUGCCAAGCCUUCAGCACCAGUCAUCAUGGAUGGGAAGAGGCUGUCUGAAGAUGAGGAGGAUGAAGAUGAGCAGUUUGUCGUGGAGGAGGCGGUCCCUCCACCUUCAGAUGCUGCUGAGAUGGAGGUGGAGCGUGCCAGAGAACUCGACAGUGAAGACAAACACGGUGGCCUUGUGAAAAAGAUCCUUGAGACCAAGAAAGACUAUGAAUUGUCCCCAUCCUCCCCCAAAUCUAAAGAACAGAACGUGGUCUCUGAAGCGGCGCAGAGGAAGGAGCGAGAAAUGGUGACACGCGAGAUCGAGCGGCUCCGCUCAUCCAUCCAGAUGGUGUGCCGCAGCACCCUGCCAUUGGGUAAGAUCAUGGACUACAUACAGGAGGACAUGGACGCCAUGCAGGCUGAACUGAACACCUGGCGGAGGGAGAACAAAGAGCAUGCACAGGCCUUGCUGCAGGAGCAGAGAGCGACAGACAGGGCAGUGGAGCCUCUUAAGGUAGAACUAGCUGAGCUGGAGCAGCUGAUCAAGGACCAGCAGGACAAGAUUUGUGCUGUGAAGUCCAACAUACUGAAGAAUGAAGAGAAGAUCCAGAAGAUGGUGACUGGAAUAAACUUCUCCUCCAGAACCUGAAAUGAGUAACAACAUGUACAGUGAAAAAUUGUCCUAAAAAUGCACAGAAGAUGAAGACGAAGUGUUUCUCUUUCAGAACGAUGGUAAGACCAUUUUCCUUGGAGAUCAUGUGGGACAGGACCAAACACUGCGCUAACAGGAUGUUUUGUUAGAAAGUGAGAUGGAGCCAAAGAUAUCAGACACCAUCAGGCAGAUGUUGGUAAAUAAAAGCUCCAUGUGAUGGUUUGGAGGUGUGACUAUUCUAACUCCUGCUGUGACUGGCAGAUAAAUCCAUAAAUAAAUGAAAGAAAUCCUUCUGCUCUGCACACUCAGCUGACUUAUAUUGACCCUUUUUCUGUAAUGGUGCCUUUGUGGAAUGAGCCAAUGCACAGCUCAUGACUUGGAAGUUAGAGUAAAUAGUUGUAUUUAAUGCUGGAUCAGUUCAUGAAGAGCCCUCCAUUUUCCAAAAUCAACAAUAAUUAACAUGAAAGCUUGAUUUGUAGUUCGCUCAGCAAUCACUGGACCAAGUAGUGAUAAUAAUGUGAAACAUCCAUCUUUGUUUUUUAGUUUGAAUUCGUAAAGAAUUGAAACUCUUCAGAGCGUGGCACAUUUUUGUUUCGUUACCUCGCUUCUUAUUUUUCCGGGCUGUGAGGACUUUGGACUAACCGUGCAGUUUGAUUAAAGUAGUCAGCAGGCUUGUGAUCUGGUUCUGUCGCUGUUUUCCAUCUGCUAUAGUGCUACUGGAUUAGCUAUACACCAAUAAUUAAAUAUUAUACAGGUUAUAUUUUUCUAGGGCUUGCAUGGAGAAAUCUACGACUCAUGUGGGGAGUCCCGAUGGCCUAGUCGAUUGAUUGUCGUUUGAGUUUGUUCUGGGACUUUUUGCAUGUUGCACUGAUCUUCUCUGUUUUUUUUGUAAUCCUUUUCUUUCAAGAAAAAAAAUUGACUGUUUCAGCAACCUUUUACUGUGCUUACAGCAACCUUAUUCCAUCUUGUACAAAAAGAUACACAUAUUUUAUCUCUCUGUUAUUUCACUUUUCUGUUUUUGAAGCACUGCUGCACUUUGAUGAGAGUUAUUUGGGAAGGUUCAAGUUGCUUGGAAAAGGCUUUUGACGGCAAAGCAGUGUUAACGUUUCUUUUUUGUAUCUCUUAUAAAACAUAACGUAGACUGGAACACACACACACACACACACAAUUUAAUGUACUUUCAGGGAAACGUACGUGUAUAUCCUUUCUCCUUGCAGUGAGCAUGCAGGAUAGCUGCCAUCGUGGAGGUCCCUUCGCUAUUCGUACUGUAGGAUUUGCCAAACUGUUUCUUUUUUGUGAUGGAGACAAUAUUUGGUCAGAUGGCAACUUUCUGUUUGAACAUUUUAACUUCUUUAUAGAUUAAAAAAGUAGUUAGACAAUAUUUUAUUAGCCCGUUUUGUGACUUUUAAGAAAUGUGCUUUACAGAUGUAGCUAAAAUCUGAAGCAAUACUAGACUGAUGAUUGGAUAGUAGAGACAUGAGACUGGAAGCAACCACUAUCCCAGUUUUCCUGAAAUUAUUUUCCAGUAAUGCUUCUCACUGUCCCUCGCACAGUAAACUAGCUCACCCUCAGUGAAAAUGCAGUUACCACAUUUAAGUAAUAGUACCAAUGUAAUUUUACAUGGUUGUUGCUACUUUUACAGGUGCAGUUGCUACCUCUGUUAGCCCUACUGCAGAUUUGUCUCCCAGAAGAUUUAAUACUGUAGACUGUGACUGGCUGUGACAUCCUGGUCGGAUUGAUGAAUGUAUCAAUGACUUUAGAUGUUUUUUUUCUUAAUGCCCUUUUGUACCAAAACUAGUUUUAUUUUUCCGGAUGUGAAUGUGAUAAACGUACUGUAUCUGCUCUCUCUCUUUUCUGCAUAGGCCUCCAAAACAUCCAUUUUCUGCCCAAAUAUGGGUUUCAGCUUCCAUUGCCUCUUCAGACGAAUGGGUUAAUAAUAGGUUAGGCGCUAAACAGCUGUGUGAAGAGCAUGAAUCGUUUCUGUCACAAUUCUAAUGUCAUGACUUACUAUAUUAAAUGUACACAACAAUUUUUAAAUUGGUACAAGAACCCAGAUUUAUCUUUGUGAAUGGAAUAUAGCUUGAACCAGUAGAUCUAGUAGAACAGGCAACCAGUGGGCAGAAAUGUCCUGUAUAGCUUCUGAUUUUUUUUUGUUAAGACUUUUCAUAAACAUCAGUAACUACAGAAAAAACUAAAUUACCCUCCAAAAGAGGAACACUGCAUUGCUUUAGUGGGAAAUGUCUAGUAAUGCUUUUCGUUUGACGGAUCUUUUUGAUAUCCUCUGAGGAUUCAGCAGUCAGAAAGUUCUCUCAUUCUGUCUGAUUUCAGUAUUAUAUUUAGUUCAUCAAACAUACCGUAACCUAUUGGAAAGUCAAAUUUAAAAAUCUUCCAUGCAUAAACUCCUGGAAAAGUGCGAACCUGCGUGUUCAUGUGUCUUACAUGAAAGGACUACACUGUAAACUAUCUGUAUCAUAUCCUCUGUUUCUUUGUAAACUGUACAUUAUGUAUAUGUGGAGAUUGUAUCAUAGUUCAAAUAAUUCUAUAAUUUUGUAGUGGAGUGAAAUAAAUGGUUACA
Chelmon rostratus (copperband butterflyfish) is the source of this 4604-nucleotide messenger RNA. RefSeq names its product TNF receptor-associated factor 3 interacting protein 1 (gene ift54). The record is from RefSeq and is a predicted model, not a curated record. The transcript has 16 exons. NCBI's taxonomy places the organism in Eukaryota, Metazoa, Chordata, Actinopteri, Chaetodontiformes, Chaetodontidae. Gene Ontology annotation, cellular component: intraciliary transport particle B; axoneme; centrosome. Gene Ontology annotation, molecular function: microtubule binding. Gene Ontology annotation, biological process: intraciliary transport; cilium assembly; regulation of microtubule cytoskeleton organization. The coding region runs from base 110 to 2026 and encodes 638 amino acids.